UCAUGCUGCUGCCAGGUCCAGAGUCUCUCAUGGGUCCCUGUACGGCCUCCCAUUGCUGCUGUCUCCAUCGCCACACUCUGCCAUGUGCCACUUUCAGGUCUCCUCACACUGCUGGUGUGUAGAAUUUUUUGACAUAGGGUGCUGGCAGAUUACGGGCCUCCCAUAGCUGCUGCCAGGCCCCUAAUCUGCCAUGGGCCCCUAUAUACCGCCUCCUCAUGCUGCUGCCAGGUCCAGAGUCUCUCAUGGGUCCCUGUACGGCCUCCCAUUGCUGCUGUCUCCAUCGCCACACUCUGCCAUGUGCCACUUUCAGGUCUCCUCACACACUGCUGGUGUGUGAAUUUUUUGAC
This is a messenger RNA of Staurois parvus, 347 nucleotides long. Lineage: Eukaryota; Metazoa; Chordata; Amphibia; Anura; Ranidae. The record is from the annotation of a GenBank genome assembly.